CUCUAUUUUAUACAAUAAAUUAUACUUUUAGUAAUUAUGCACAUAUUUUACCAAUAAACGAUUAUUCUAUUAGUAUACCAUUGGGAAUUAAUUUGUAGGUUAACGCGUCGUUCGCAGCCUACUUGUUACAUAAAAUAUAUUAUCCAACGAUCGAAUUUUGAUUUGAUAUUCCAAAUGCGGAAAUCACCUUGAUAGUGAAACGUUUAUCACGUAUCACCCGAAAGAAAUCGACUCAAUUUCGCCAUUUUUAACAAUUAGAAAUCGCCCGGGGGGUCGUAUAAAUAAUCAAUCCUCCAAACCAAACCAACUCAUUCAUCAGUAUCAAAUCAAUCAACAACAACAAACCACAAUGAAACUUCAAAUCGUACUCGCGAUGUUCGCCUGUUUCUCCGCUUCGAUCGAAGCCAGCGUGAUACCAGCACCUCCAGCUCUAAGGUAUACUCUAAUAGCACCUCAAAAUGUAAGACCUUUCGCCGCCCAAGUGAGCACCUUCACCAGAGGAUUGAACGUCCUGGAGGCUCCCCUGGCGGCCGGCGUGUUAAACCCGCCCGCCAUCUUUUCCAGAACCCUUCCAGCGGCUCCUUUGAUCGAAGCGCCCUCUUUACAUCCCCGCGGAGUCGCCGUUGGACCUUUCGCGAGUCCUCUAGGAGGUCUCGAGUAUGUUUAUUGAGGAUAUGUUUUAGGUGUGUUUGUUCAAUAAAAUGGUUUUUUUUUAUAGUACAUUCGUUUAUUUGGUAAUAAAUAAUAAUUUAGAGUACCUAAUGUUGCUCAUCUCGUGUAUAAAGCGCUUGCAAUGAAUCUUCUUCCAUGGGAUUCUUCAAUGGUCCAAGUGCAAACCUGG
Molecule: messenger RNA, 841 nt
Organism: Phyllotreta striolata
Lineage: Eukaryota; Metazoa; Arthropoda; Insecta; Coleoptera; Chrysomelidae
Source: the annotation of a GenBank genome assembly